Cicer arietinum (chickpea) is the source of this 747-nucleotide messenger RNA. The record is from RefSeq and is a predicted model, not a curated record. Lineage: Eukaryota; Viridiplantae; Streptophyta; Magnoliopsida; Fabales; Fabaceae.
AUGGCUGACCAUGGCAUGCAAAUUUCUCUAUCAAGCUCAUCAAGCGACUCAUCAGAUCAAGAAACCCAUUUCACCACACCAACGAACCCAACCGCCGCCGGAUCCUCCCACCAAAAAACACCAGCCACCGUCGAUUCCCCCAACCAACAACCCACUUCACCACCUUACAAAAAGCCACGUGGCAGACCACCAGGAUCUAAAAACAAACCAAAACCGCCUCUUGUAAUAACACAAGACAACGAACAGGCGAUGAAACCAGCAGUCAUUGAAGUGGCAGCCGGUACAGAUGUCCUUGAAGCCGUCAUACAGUUCGCAGUCCGCCUUGGUUCGUGUCUCACAAUUCUCAGCGGCUCAGGUACAAUUGCUAAUGCUACACUUCAUUACCCUCUUUGUCGUUCACCUGCUUUCACUCUUCAUGGACCUUUUUCUUUGUUGACUUUGACUGUUGUUGCUGGUGGUGAUGGUGUGAAAAUUGUGGCUUCUUUGUUUAAGAAUCCAGAACUUCAUAGAGCUGGUGGUGUUUUAAUUGAAGCUGAUGAUGAUGGUGAUGAUGAUAAUAAUGGUAAUGAUGGUAAUGGUGGUGGCGGUGGUGGUGGUGAUCCAGGUGCUGGUAGUAGUGGUGGUGGUGGUGGUGGAAAUGAGGAUGUGUCUGGUUUCAAUGCUCCUAAUCCAAUGCAGAUGAAUCUACCUCCUCAUGCUGAUCCUAACUUCAUGCAGUGGAAUCACCCUCGUCCUCCUAAUUACUGA